GGAGCACGCGCUGGGCUGGGGCCGCUGACGUCGGGCUCAGGUGCGCGCGCUCGCUCGCCCGCCCGAGCGCGGCCCAGGUGGCGGCUCGCAGCGCCAGGUGGCGGCCUGCAGCGGGCCGCGGCGAGAGGGUGAGAGUCCGCGCUUUCCGAGGGAGCUGCGCCGGCCUCGGCCCCGCGGGGUCCCACCGCACCCGAGAGGAUGGAGAGCCUCCCCCGACGCCCCAGCAGGGCCCGCGAUCCCACGCUGGCCGGCCCUCGCUAGCUGCUCGAAAUUUGCGUUUUAUCCACCACCUAGGCCUUGUCUCCUGAGUCAGUGGCGUUGUGGUUCCAAAGAAAUGGAAGAAAAGGAGCGAUGUGACCGACUCCGUUCGGUCCUCCUGCCUUGAGGCCUGGUUGGCAUUUGCAGAAAGGAAAAUACAGCAAGAAAAUCGUGUGUUUUUGGAAGGGUUAGAAGAGGAGGGUGGAAGAAGGAAAACAAGGUCUUAGAUUUUAUAUGAUUUUUUAAAACUUCUGCACUUCGACAGUGGUGGCAAAAUACACUAAAUCCAAAAGUUAUCUUUGUUUUGAGAAGAGGGGGAUUAUUUUUCCUUUUGAUUACAACCUUUUCUCCCCGUGACAAAGCAUAAAUCAUGGACAUCAGAAAAUAAGGUAGACCUCAGGAAUCCUGCAAAGACUGAGAAGCUUACAUUCCUCCUCAGGAGGAAAGAGUGGGGUGUUUUUAGCCCUCUCUGGAACCUAAAACGAAAAACAUGAGUUGCGUGCCAUGGAAAGGAGACAAGGCCAAAUCCGAAUCAUUGGAGCUGCCCCAGGCUGCACCCCUACAAAUCUACCAUGAGAAGCAGCGCAGGGAGCUUUGUGCUCUGCACGCCCUCAAUAACGUCUUCCAGGACAGCAAUGCCUUCACCCGGGACACGCUGCAAGAGAUUUUCCAGAGGUUGUCUCCAAACACCAUGGUGACCCCCCACAAGAAGAGCAUGCUGGGAAAUGGGAACUACGAUGUGAACGUCAUUAUGGCAGCACUUCAAACCAAAGGCUAUGAAGCUGUUUGGUGGGACAAGCGCAGGGAUGUCGGCGCCAUUGCUCUCACUAAUGUUAUGGGCUUCAUCAUGAAUCUGCCCUCCAGCCUGUGUUGGGGUCCACUGAAGUUGCCACUCAAAAGGCAGCAUUGGAUCUGUGUUCGAGAGGUGGGAGGUGCCUACUACAACCUCGACUCCAAACUGAAGAUGCCCGAAUGGAUUGGAGGCGAGGGCGAGCUCAGGAAAUUUUUAAAACAUCAUUUGCGAGGAAAGAACUGUGAACUCCUGCUGGUGGUACCAGAAGAGGUGGAGGCCCAUCAGAGUUGGAGGGCUGAUGUGUAACACAGUUCUACCCAGCCUUCCCUCACCUCAACCCCCGAAAUCCUCUGUGAUGUGCUGUGGCCUCUACAGUGGGUCUGCCCUUGCCACGUCCCCAAACAUCUCAUCGGGUUUUUCCCCUCAGAUUUGACAGUGCAAUAGGACAGACAUGUAGACUGUUACAGAACCAACCAGCGUUACUUGUUCUGGGAAAGGAAAGUAGGAGCUCUGUGUGCUUAAGGCAAGCUAUGGAAGACUUUUGUUUUAUUUAAGAGAGGAGAAAGAAAGGUGGGUCUUAGCUUAUUUCCCCGUUUCUCUGAGGACUUGCCAGAGGCUCUGCUGGAGUUCACUGCUGCUCUGACUCACCUGGAGAUGCUGCCUUCACUUCCCCUUUCCUGGCAACCAGUGGGUCUGAAGACACAGUACAGGCAAAGCCCAUGCUGACGGGUUUGAAGGACUUAGAGCAAAAAGGCCUCUCAGGAAACCAUCUCCAAAACUGCAGCAGCAGUACAGCAUGCUGUCUCCAACCCUUAAUGCCGCCCUUACCCCGUUUUUAAGAGUGGUUUAUGGCCAUCCUUGGAGUUUUAUAAUGAAAAGUUCUCUAAUAUUCCAUGCCGGGCGGUUGAAUCCUGCGAUAUUCUAGUGUGACAGGGUGAGCUAGAUACCUAAGAGGAUGUGGCCAGAACCAGGCUGGGGCAGGCAUGGGCAGCCUGUCCGCCUCACUCCAGCAUCAUCCCUCCCACUUCACUGCAUUGCACUGGUUUAGGAGGCUUUGAGGCACAAGAUAGGCAAAAGGGCAGUUUUCCCAGCUGACCCACUGGCAAAAAUCAGGAAAAAAAUAAGACUGCCUUUGACAUCAAAUUCUACUAGUUUGAGACAGAGUUGGGCAAGGAAAGUAUUGGGAAGAUAAGCCUUCAGAGACCUGGAGCAGCUAGAAUGGGUAGAAGUCCUAGGCUUGGAGUCACUGUAGUGACAAGAAGCAGAGCCCUCACAUUGGGUGGAUAUGUGCAUUACGCUUUGUCAUCUCUCUGUAGCUUCCUUUACAGAUCAACUGAGAAUGGACCCGCCCCCUACCUCUUUAAAUAGUUGUAGGCCACUUUUCUCCCCGUAACUUGGGAAAACAAAAGGAGAAGUAAGGGUCAUACUACACCGCCUGUCACCACAGUGGCUGUGGUUGUCUCAGGGCAGGCGGGCAGGCAAGGAUGGCCUGUCCAGCCCUCACAGGUCAGUGGUUUCGGCAGGUCUGAGAGCUGCCCCACUGGCCAGACCUCUCCAAUAGCAGAGCCAGCCUGGGGCUUGCAUGUCCAGCCUGAGCAAGCUUAACGGGAUGAAGCUGAGGCUUUCUCCCCACUGUGACUGGAGUGCAUGUUUACACCAGCACUUUUUCUGCACAUGUAUCUUCAAUCCAACAAGGCCAUUUUUUAUGCUGAGUAACAAGUGGCCGCACUCAGCAAGUGGCCGCAUUCUCUUCUGCACCAUUUUCUACACCAGACCUGCUUGGCACCACAGGGAGCUCUUCGCCCCUGCACAGACAUUCCAACCACCACCAGCCAGAAGUUACAGCCAACCUUGCUCAUUGUCACAAGCAGGACCUUGGGUCCAUUGGCACUGUCAGUGAUGUAAGCCAUUUCCUGGGAGGAGAAGGAAACUCCUCGCCACCAAUCUGCUGGGGCCUGUGCAAACGGCACUUCAAAGGAGUCCCCAUGCACUUGGGAGUCCAUGAGCCAGUGGGAUAUAUGCAAAGACGCUUAAACAUUUCAGGGCUGGUUUCUCUGUUCAUAUCCAAUUCUGGUGCUUAGGAACAGGGACCUAUGCUGAUGCCCAAGGGCAAAAGGCCCCACUUCCUAUAAGAAAGGGGGCAGGCCUGACCCUGAUGCCCAGUAAGGGGCAACCCUAGGCUUUUUGUUUUUCUUGCUUUUAUUCCUUUUUGUUGGCCUUGUGCUGGGUUUGUUUACAAAAGAUGUAUUUUGUUUAACCAAAUAUUAAAAAUGGAAAACUCCAUACAUAAAUUUCA
Messenger RNA from Globicephala melas (long-finned pilot whale), 3347 nucleotides. It is a transcript of the gene JOSD1, whose product is annotated as Josephin domain containing 1. Gene Ontology annotation, molecular function: cysteine-type deubiquitinase activity. Gene Ontology annotation, biological process: protein deubiquitination. NCBI's taxonomy places the organism in Eukaryota, Metazoa, Chordata, Mammalia, Artiodactyla, Delphinidae. The record is from RefSeq and is a predicted model, not a curated record.